GGAUAUGGCGCCACGCUGAAGCCCCAGUCUCGUCUUUCCGGCUCUGCUUUCCCGGAGACACCAGCAGCAGCAGCAGCGAGAGGGGCUAAGCUCUCUUCGAGCUUCCUUCAUUCCGAAGGCCCUCUCUCUGCCACCAGCAGCAGCAAAGGAAGCGAGGAGAAGCGCGAGAGUGCCGAGCCUUUGAGAGCGGAGCGCUGGUGUUUUGAUCAUGGCUUCGACUAUGGCGCAAGCCUCGCGCUUGGGGCUCGGGGCUGCCGCUGCGGUCGCACCGGCUUCGGCUCAAGGAAAGAAUUCUCGCAGACGGGCGGGACGGGGCGUGUUGAGCAAUGGCGCCAUCGCUUCCUUCUCCGGCCUCAAGGCCACCACUGGACUGCCCCGCUCCGCUCCCUCGGCCGACGCCGCUCUCCAACGCGCUAAGCUCUCACAGGGCAUCAAGUCUGCUUCUCCGAGCGCCCGAAGAGGAGUCGUGUGUAUGGCAGCUGCUGAAGGUAGAGAAGUGCCUCUGUCGGACUACCGAAACAUCGGUAUCAUGGCCCACAUUGAUGCCGGAAAGACCACCACCACCGAGCGUAUCUUGUUCUACACCGGUAGGAAUUACAAGAUUGGAGAGGUGCACGAGGGAACUGCCACUAUGGAUUGGAUGGAGCAAGAGCAAGAGAGGGGAAUUACCAUCACCUCUGCCGCUACCACAGCGAAGUGGAAGGACCACCGAAUCAACAUCAUCGACACGCCUGGUCACGUCGACUUCACUCUGGAGGUGGAGCGAGCCCUGAGGGUUCUGGAUGGAGCUAUCUGCCUCUUUGACAGUGUGGCAGGAGUAGAACCCCAGUCAGAGACCGUGUGGAGGCAAGCCGACAAGUAUGGUGUUCCACGUAUCUGUUUUGUCAACAAAAUGGACCGGCUGGGUGCCAAUUUUUUCCGAACCAGGGACAUGAUAAUUUCCAAUUUGGGUGCCAAGCCCUUGGUAUUACAGCUCCCAAUCGGAUCUGAGGAAACCUUCCAAGGUAUUGUCGACCUAGUGAAGAUGGAAGCCGUAGUGUGGGGCGGUGAGGAAUUAGGAGCCAAGUUUUACAGUGAGCCUAUUCCAGAGAAUUUGCAGGAGCUGGCAGCAGAGUACCGUAAUUUGCUGAUUGAGACGGUUGUGGAACAAGACGACGAAGCCAUGGAGAACUACUUGGAGGGUAUCGAGCCCGAUGAAGAGACUAUCAACAGGUUGAUCCGAAAGGGAACCAUCUCCUUGUCAUUUGUCCCCGUCCUCUGUGGUUCGGCUUUCAAGAACAAGGGUGUGCAGCCUCUUCUGGAUGCCGUCAUCGCAUACCUCCCCUCACCUCUAGAUGUUCCACCUCUAAAUGGAAGUGACGCUGAAGACCCCACCAUAACCAUUGUCAGGCAGCCUAAGGACUCUGAGCCUUUCUCCGGUCUUGCAUUCAAAAUUAUGACUGAUCCAUUCGUGGGAUCCCUCACAUUCGUCCGAGUUUACAGUGGAGAAGUCACAGCAGGAACUUACGUCCUGAAUGCCAACAAGAAUAGGAAGGAGAGAAUUGGACGUCUGCUGGAGAUGCACGCCAACAGUCGAGAGGAUGUAAAGGUCGCCAGAACCGGAGAUAUCAUCGCUCUUGCGGGAUUGAAGGACACCAUCACCGGAGAGACUCUCUGUGAUUCAGACAAGCCUGUGGUGCUGGAGCGCAUGGAUUUCCCAGACCCUGUAAUCAAGGUUGCCAUCGAGCCUAAAACCAAGGCCGAUGUCGACAAGAUGUCAAACGGUUUGAUCAAGUUGGCCCAAGAGGAUCCCUCUUUCCACUUCUCCAGAGAUGAGGAGACUAACCAAACCAUCAUCGAGGGUAUGGGAGAACUUCAUCUCGAGAUUAUUGUCGACAGACUGAAGAGAGAGUUCAAGGUCGAGGCCAACGUCGGUGCGCCACAAGUGAACUACAGGGAGAGUAUCUCCAGGAUUGCUGAAGUCAAGUACGUCCACAAGAAACAAUCAGGAGGGCAAGGACAAUUCGCCGAAAUUGUUGUACGCUUUGAGCCACUAGAGUCAGGCAGCGGUUAUGAAUUCAAGAGUGAAAUCAAGGGAGGAACAGUUCCAAGGGAGUAUGUACCUGGUGUCAUCAAGGGUCUUGAAGAGUGCAUGAACAAUGGUGUCCUGGCUGGUUACCCAGUUGUGGACGUGAGAGCUGUAUUGGUGGAUGGAUCAUACCACGAGGUGGAUUCUAGUGUCUUGGCUUUCCAGUUGGCUGCAAGAGGAGCAUUCAGGGAAGGUAUCUCCAAGGCCGGACCAAGGUUGUUAGAGCCAAUUAUGAAGGUAGAAGUAGUCACUCCCGAAGAACACAUGGGUGAUGUUAUUGGAGACCUCAACUCCCGAAGAGGUCAAAUCAGCAGCUUUGGAGACAAGCCAGGUGGCAUGAAGGUUGUCGACGCCGAGGUUCCUCUAUCUGAGAUGUUCCAGUACGUCAGCAACCUUCGUUCCAUGUCCAAGGGACGAGCCCAGUACACUAUGCAACUUUCGAAAUUCGAGGUCGUGCCACAACACAUUCAAAACCAAAUCUCGGCCAAGAAUAACUCUGUUGUUGCUGCCUAGAAGGUUGGCUACCCACAUUUGUUAGAAUUAGGCAAAAUAAAUAAAAUUUCAAAUUUUUUGCACAGGAGAAAACUGUCCUGAGUAGGAGUAGAUGUUGUCCGCAUUGUUGCCUCACACACAUCGAUUACAUUUGUACGAAAAUCAAUCAUAGAGGUUUAGUUUCCGUACUUCUACUCAGGUGUACUUUGAAAAAACUGUUCAGGAAACUAGAACCGAGUAAAAUUCUGAAAAUUUGGCC
Molecule: messenger RNA, 2819 nt
Organism: Marchantia polymorpha subsp. ruderalis
Lineage: Eukaryota; Viridiplantae; Streptophyta; Marchantiopsida; Marchantiales; Marchantiaceae
Source: the annotation of a GenBank genome assembly